GGUACGAGAGUCUGGAGGAGAACUACGUGCAGGACAGUAAGAUGGGUUUCGUGAUCAAUGCGAUCUACGCCAUGGCCCACGGUCUGCACGACAUGCAGGCGCUGCUGUGCGCGGGGGGGGGGCUCUGCGACAACAUGAAGCCCGUGGACGGCAGCCAUCUUCUGGACUUCCUGCUGAAGACCUCGUUCACCGGGGUCUCCGGGGAGGACAUCUGGUUCGACGAGAACGGAGACUCUCCAGGGAGGUAUGAGAUCAUGAACUUCCAGCAGGUGGAGUCGGGCGACUUCGACUACAUAAACGUCGGUUCGUGGCACGAAGGAAUCCUGAAGCUAGACGAAGAUCUGAUGAUGAUGAACAAGAGCAACGUCGUGAGAUCAGUGUGUAGUGAGCCCUGCAGCAGAGGGCAGAUCAAG
Molecule: messenger RNA, 413 nt
Organism: Notothenia coriiceps (black rockcod)
Lineage: Eukaryota; Metazoa; Chordata; Actinopteri; Perciformes; Nototheniidae
Product: metabotropic glutamate receptor 1-like
Exons: 2
Source: RefSeq, a predicted model, not a curated record